UGGCUCAGCUAUCGAGAGAAAGGCGAACGGGGAAAGGCGGAGAACCCAUGCAGGGAAGCCACGGGCACACCGGCGAGAGUACAACGGGUCUGCACAGGGCGAGCGUCAAGAGCACAGACACCGCGGGAGGACACUUUCUGAUGAAGAAGUGGAAGGGGAGGGGGCAGUUAUUCCAAAACUACACUGGAUUAAGAAAACGACAUUACAGAGCUUCAUCUAGAGCUGACCUGUAGAAGACUGCUGAGCCCAUGUCCUGACCUGAGGGCAGCCCUGAUUUCAGCCCCCCAGUGACCUGGUCUGCAAGUGACCGAGCAACAGCUCAACCACCGCCACUGCCACCGCCACCACCACCACCACCUCCCACAACAACUUCCCACCUUUUCCCACCUCGACCUCCACCCACCCCAGCCCCUUUUUCCCGGGCCAGCCUGCCGUCACCAUGACGUCGGAGCUGGAGAGUAGCCUGACCUCCAUGGAUUGGCUGCCUCAGCUGACCAUGCAGGCGGCAAUCCGCAAGGCAGAUGCCCAGAACGCCCACGGGCCAGGCAUGGGCAAGAAGAGUGCCAUGCUGGACCCCAACACCACCCUCGACCAGGAAGAGGUGCAGCAGCACAAGGACGGCAAGCCACCGUACAGCUACGCCAGCCUCAUCACCUUCGCCAUCAACAGCUCGCCAAAGAAGAAGAUGACGCUGAGCGAGAUCUACCAGUGGAUCUGUGACAACUUCCCCUACUACAGAGAGGCGGGCAGUGGCUGGAAGAACUCAAUACGGCACAAUCUGUCAUUGAACAAGUGUUUUCUCAAAGUGCCUCGCUCCAAAGAUGACCCAGGGAAGGGCUCCUACUGGGCCAUUGACACCAACCCAAAGGAGGACGCGCUGCCCACUCGGCCAAAGAAGAGGCCUCGUUCAGGAGAAAGGGCUUCCACGCCGUACAGCCUGGAGUCAGAGUCUUUAGGGAUGGAGUGUAUGAUCUCUGGAAGUGCCUCUCCAACGCUGGCAAUCAACACUGUGACUAACAAGGUGGCGUUGUACAACACGGACCAGGAGGGAAGCGACAGUCCGCGGAGCAGCCUUAACAACAGCCUGUCGGAUCAGAGUCUGGCGUCCGUUAAUCUCAACAGCGUGGGCAGCGUGCACAGCUACACGCCGGUGUCCAGCCUUCCAGAACCCGUGUCCCAGUCCAUGAGCCUGCAGCAGCAGCAGCCCCAGCAGCAGCAGCAGCAGCAGCAGCAGCCUCAGUACAGCAUGCCGGAGAGGGACAAGCAGCUCCUCUUCUCGGACUUUGAAGAUCUCAGUGCCUCCUUCCGCAGCCUUUACAAGUCCGUCUUUGAGCAGUCCUUCAGCCAACAGGGUCUGAUGGGCAUGCAGUCGGAGUCCCCCCAGCAGACCCACACCUCCUGCCCCUACCAACACUCCCCCGGCGGCGGCGCGGCGCCCAUCAGCACCCAGAACAACCUGUCCAACAACCACGCCAACAGCCACGCCAACAGCCACCCCAACAGCCACCCCAACAGCCACGCCAACAACCACACGGCGGCCGGCACCCAGGUCCCCCUCUCCCACCCGGGCCACGGCUCUCCGCACGGCCAGCACCUCUCCCAGCACGCCGCCGCCGCCGCCCUCAGCCAGCACAGCCAGCACAGCCAGCAUCCGCACCAACACCAACAGCACUCCCAGCUCGGACCGCCCCACUCCCAGCACGGGCCGCACCCCACCCACGGCCAGCACCCCACCCACGGCCAGCACCCCACCCACGGCCAGCACCCGCCGCAGCAGCACCCGCCGCACCCGGCGCAGCACGGCCAGCAGCACCAGAGCCUCUCCCACCAGCCCCAUCCUGCCCAGCAACAGAUGGCCUGCAACCCGGACUGGUACCCCAAUCUAGACGCACUGAAAGAAAGCUGUCGGAUCGCCAGCAGCUACAACUGGGCGGAUGUUGACCUCUCACCUUUCCAAGGUUUGAAGGAGAGCAUGAGACAAGCGGAGCUGAACAACUGGUCCUUGGAGCCCACUCAGAUAGCAGACCUCUGCUCAUCCAUCAACCAAUUCUUUGCCCGCACUGGCGUGAUCCAGCCACAAGGGGCAGUGCAGCCCCCUGUGUGCCAUGGCGCCAUGCACUCCACAAAACCCAGUCAGCACCUCAACACAGGGAACCUGUACAUGGACUCCAGACAGAGCAUGUCUAUGAUGGGCCCACCUGGCUACCCCCACAUGACGCCCAUGAGCAGCCCAGGAGCUGCCAUGACAGGCCAUCACACUCAGAUGAACCAGCAGCACAUGAUGCCGAGCCGGAACUUCCCCAUGCACCGCAUGCAGGCCGACGACAUCCAGGACGACUUUGACUGGGACUCCAUCGUUUAACCCCCCUUACCCCCCCCCUACCUUGACCCCUUCCCUGACCCGUGUCCCCGCUCCACCUCGCCUCCUGCUCCCGCGCCUCCCUCUUCCAGGAAACGAGGACCGGGGAGCCGGGAGGGGAGGCGUGGCGGAGGAGACAGAGGUGAAAGCCACAGGCUGAGCUGAGCAGCCGCACGGGAGCGGGAUGCAGCGAGGAGCCGCUCCUCUUGGACAGGGGGAAUUGAGGACAUUUUCUGCCCUUGAAAGACAGAGAGAGGGAGAGAGAGAGAGAGAGAGAGAACCUCAGAGUCCUGACAAUUUUUUAAACAAAGAAACAUAGAAAAGAAAAACGACAAAAAAAACAACCUAAAACGACAAAAUAAAAGAAAUGAAUAUUGUUACUUUGAAGACAAUCAUCAUCCCGGCGGUGGACUUGUUUAAAGUGAUUGCUUACGUACUUGUUUUAAAGGAAAGCGGCACACGUUAAUAUUCAGUCUUGAGUAAAGAAGAAAAAAAGAAAAUACAAAAACAUGUGCUCCUCUGCCCUCCGGCCCCCACAGCCCUCUUCCUGCCCCCCCCCCCCCCCCCGCCCCGCCUGUUUUUAACUGUUGUGUGAUUUGAGUGACUGGUUACACUUGUAAAAAAAAAAAACGUGAUAAAAAACCCUCCUUGUGUUAACCUUGACCUCACCUGCCUCUUGGAUUUGCCUCUUUUUAAGAAAACAACAUCAAAGGAAAUAUGUGUUUGGGGGGUGACAAAUGCAUCCCCCAAACAUCCCCCUCUUCUCGACUCCCCCCCCUCCCCCACACAAAUGGCGAUUGAGUUGGUUUGAUGAUGGGUACAGUGACUGAUCUUUUGAACAGGGUGUUCAAUGUGAUUUCAAAAGGCUUUGAUAUAUAUAUAUCCAUAUAUAUGGUAAAUCUAAGAGACAACGAUAUACUUCGUAACCGCUACAUCAAGGUAUGCUGGAUGCAGCUGACCGUUGGCGUAUACCGGCAGUAUUUCCUUCCUUGUCUUCAGUACCUCAGAGUCGGUCUGGGUUGUUUGAAGAGUUUGGUCUCUUCAGUAAGAAGUCUGCAGUCCUCAUUAUUUGAAGGUGCUGUCGGGAAGAUUCAGGAGCUGUAAUUUGAGUUUAGAUUCAUUAGUUAAUUAAUUAAUGGUAUGCCAUAGCCAUCCCUCAGCUAUUAGUGAGUGAAAUGCUCUGUGAAAACACCUUUGUCUGUAUGACCAGUUUAGAUUUUAUACUGCUCCCAGCUCAUUUAAAUCAGGGAAUCUCUUCCCUGAUUGGUUCAAGGUAUCCAUCUCACCUGUCACACAAGUGGGUGAAGUCAAAACUUCUGAAAGGCAGGGGGAGGGAGGGAGCGGACAGGGAUGGGACUUUUGGAAAAUCGUAGAUCUUGCGAUUUUAUGUUCUGCUCGCCUCUGUCUCUUUACAAUGAGUGGAUCCUUCCUACAGCAUCUUUAACCCUGAGAAGAUAAAAAUAACCUUUUUACCAAAGCCCAUUUGCUAAACAUAAGAACGGACGUUGGUUGUACGGUAUGUGAGAAUCUUUUGGGAGCGACGGUUUAUUGUUUAAAUGUUGUAAGUCAUUGAUAGAAAAUGCCAAACAAUGGAAUAAUAGUUGAAUGAUAAGGGCUGGAAAGAGGAGUGAUUAGUAAACUAGGUUUAAAGAUGAACCAAACACUCAAAUCCAACCUAACCUAACCAAACCCCCAAACACCGAUUCAAAACGAAAUACUAUCGGCGGCUGAUAUUACCUGACACAAUUUCAGCCAAUCAGAAAGAGCUGUGCCUCUGGUUUGAUUGUAAUGUUGUUUGCUCUUAAAGAUCCUGAAAGACCCGGUGAGGACACAACUGGGGAUCACUGAAUAUAUGGUUGAUGAGAAAGUGGUCUGUAAGAUCUGGAAUAACCUUUCAUUUGUUCAAUGUCUGUAUGUAAUGGAUCACAUGCUUCUACUGUUCAUGUGGUAUGGUCACAUCUGAGAGGUAAAUUACAGCGGCACGCCUUUUCCCACUAAACAAAUUGUGCGUUAUUAUGAUCGAUGUGUUCAUAUUUAGCUAAUGUACAAUCAUUGCAACAUACAGAAUGUGAGUCUUGAUACAGUGUGUGUGUGUGUGUGUGUGUGUGUGUGUGUGUGUGUGUGUGUGUGUGUGUGUGUGUGUGUGUGUGUGUGUGUGUGUGUGUGUGUGUGUGUGUGUGUGUGUGUGUGUGAGACUGAAUUUUGUCAUUUGUUUUGUAAUUCAAAAGGGUUUCUUUGAUGGUGACAACUGUUUCUAUGCUAUCUGUGAGCACAAAUCAGAUGGAUGAAAGAUUUGAAAAAAUGCAUCUUUUUCUUCUCUUUUGCAAAUGUGGGAAAGUGCGCAUUAACAGCAAGGCGAGUGGCAGGGCUGGAAAACCUGUCAUGAUCACGUCCCAGUAGUGCACGGGGUCUCAAUCAAUAGCUCCAGCUGGAUGGCACCAAGUGUUUUAUACGCUCUUUGCACACUAUCAGUAACCUCUUACUUUUAUCCCUCCAUAACACGUAUGUUAGCAAGUGAGAGACUGCCCUAGUCACAAUAGUUCUCAUCUAUGGAAGACAAUCAUGAUUUUAUUUUUGAAUUAUGUUUUUAAAUCAACACAUUGUUGUUCAUUUAAGGAAGGCACUUUUUAGGUCCAAUGCUUGGUGUAAUUUAAUGGAACCAUCAUUUCGGAGCAGAUAUAGAGACAACUAUGACCUAAAAUCAUGCCGGUGGUAAUACAGCUCUUCUGAUUGACAGAAUCCAGCUGAAGGCCUACUGUGGCAAGUUUUCUGCAAGGAGUAUAAUGUCAAAGACAGGUUUUAAGCUAAGGUUGACUUACGUUAUUUUGUUGUGUUUAAUUCAGCUCUUCAUGCAUUUGACCCAGCAUUUGAGUCUUUCUACUAUCUUGUCUUUAGUUCUUUUUUUAAUAACUGUUGAUCAAUGUUUUUUUUCUUUUUCACUGCCAAAAUGUAAUUCUCAGACACUUUCAACCAUAUUUUGUCAGUUGACUUGGCAAAACCUUUAAGGAUUAUUCUCAUUAAGUCACUAAAAUGUGGGUGUAGCAGUCAUGUCCACCAGCGGACUGCACUUUGGAAAGAUGAGGAAUUAUUAUAUUCCUGAAAAUUAUAAUGUAUAUAACCUGGAAACUGUGGACAAAAAAAAGGAAAAUGGGAGUAUCUUGUCAAACUUGGUCCAUUUUCGCCAGGUGAAGCUAAUCGACAAGCAGAGCACAUGGGAGGAUUUAAGUAAAUGUGACGAAAAGGGAAAAGCUAAGACAAAGACUGGAAUGCAAUCAAAUGAUGUGUUAAUUUAGUUGUGUGUGUGCGAAUGUGUGCUUGUGUGAGAAAAUUUGGUUCCAUAACAUAACACAACAAAAAAAUAUUUUAGUUAUAUUAUCCAGCUGAAGUUGUACCUGCCAGAGAGAUUACAAUUAGUUGGGGGAAGAAACGAAGAAACAAGAAACAAGGCCUUGUUACAAUGUGGGAGAGAACUGCCAACAAGUACUGCUGAUUGAGGCCUAUUUUAUUCAGUGCUGGUGUGAUGUAGUGCUUCUUGUAAAUAGAUGUCUUUUCAAUCAUCCGUUUUUUCCCCUCCAUGGGGUGGGGCAUCAAGGUGAGGGGUGGGGCGUAUUCAAGAACGAGAAGAGGGUUUAAAAAAAGAGUAGAAUAUUUUGUUAUUGUCCAGACAGAGGGUGACACAGUAUGUAUAUAUCUAUAUUGUAUAUAUGUGAUGAAAAUGCGUUGGCUUUUUGUGUGACACUACCUUUUACCUGUACUAUGGUUCUACAUUCAGUGUUUCAAUGUUGAUAAUAUAUAUUUUUGUUUUUUGUUUUUUUGAUUUUGUCUGUCAUUUCUCGUAUUUGUUGUUUAGUUUUUUCCCCUCGUUUAUCUUGUUUCUGUCCUUUUGGUUAUUGCACGGUUUAUUACUUUUGCUGUCCAUUGAGGUGACACAGCUACUUUGUAUUGGUUUAGUGCUAUAAAUAAUUCAAGUGUUAUUACAAUUGUCGAUACCACCGCCCAUCCCGCCCCUUUCCCCAAUAUGCAUGAAUGGCACUUAAAGAAAUAAAAUAUGUUAACUUCACUGUGGAA
Messenger RNA from Gadus macrocephalus (Pacific cod), 6427 nucleotides. RefSeq names its product forkhead box J3 (gene foxj3). Lineage: Eukaryota; Metazoa; Chordata; Actinopteri; Gadiformes; Gadidae. The record is from RefSeq and is a predicted model, not a curated record. Gene Ontology annotation, molecular function: RNA polymerase II cis-regulatory region sequence-specific DNA binding; DNA-binding transcription factor activity, RNA polymerase II-specific. Gene Ontology annotation, biological process: regulation of transcription by RNA polymerase II. Gene Ontology annotation, cellular component: nucleus.